This is a messenger RNA of Torulaspora globosa, 3096 nucleotides long. It is a transcript of the gene NUP120, whose product is annotated as Nup120p. The transcript has a single exon. Gene Ontology annotation, molecular function: structural constituent of nuclear pore. Lineage: Eukaryota; Fungi; Ascomycota; Saccharomycetes; Saccharomycetales; Saccharomycetaceae. Gene Ontology annotation, cellular component: nuclear pore. Bases 1 to 3096 code for a protein of 1031 amino acids. The record is from RefSeq and is a predicted model, not a curated record.
AUGCUUUUGCUGUCCAAGAUUGAUGCCGAUCUGCUCCAGUAUAACAAAGAAACGGUUCCUGAGAAUGUGAUCAAUCUGUAUUUAAGCGAUGAGAACGGAAUAGACAAGCAAAAUAGACCUAAUGACCUGCAUAAUAGCCACUAUUCAAAGACUAUCGAACUGUCGAACAAUGAAUACAUUGCAUAUCACCUAUCAAAUGAUUUUUCCGUCGUGAGUAUCUACACCUUGGGCACAUCAUCGGGCAAGACGAUAAAUAUUUACUUGCCUUGCCCGUCAAUGAACAUGCAGCACACUCUGAAUAUAGCCGAAUUCGACGAGAGGCUCACAAUUAGCAUAAUUUUAAAGGACGGCGUUUACCUGGUCAUGGAAUUACCACUCGAUUUCAUUUUUUCAAACGCAAGUCAUUUAAGUCAAGACUGGCUGAAAGCUCUCAAUCCGUAUGAUUUCACCAUUAGAGUGCCCCACUUUCUUUAUACAAUAUCAAGGGACUUUUCCGUGAUCUUUCUCAGCGAUGGAGGUUUGCUAGGUUUGAGAAGGGCGAAGAACUUCGAACUUGAACCUAUUUUGUUCAAUGAUAACUCAUACAUCGAAAGCCUUGUCCAGAUGUUCUCUCGCAAGGGCCGCGACAGAAGCGAGAAAGUGAUUAGUUGUCUGUUGUUCGCUGACCAGUAUCUGUUGGUCUUGACUCAAAGCUGCCAUUUGAAAAUUUGGGAUCUAGAAAGCUUACGAUUAAUAUCUGACGAUAAUUUGUUCCCGAGUAGCCAUUCGGAAACCUAUUCCACUGGUGUCCAUGAGUGCCCUGGUAACUACCUGUCGCUUUUGAACAAUUGGCUUGUGGUUUAUUUACCGUUCGGUAAUGGUGUGUUUGUCCUAGGCCAACUUGAAUUCACCGCCGGUGGCAAACCAGUUUUUUCGAGGAGGAAUGAAAUAUCGUCCAAUUUAUCAUCAUUGUCGAUAUGGACGCUGGUCGAUAUGGAUUUGUUGAAGCCGUUGGAAUUGGAUGUCGAUACUGCGUACCUUAAUUUGGUCGUUUUAUGGAAAAGUGGACUGAGUAGCAAGGUUCAGAUUCUGAAUAUAAAAGAUGAGAACAUGGAGUUGUACGAAUGGAUAGAUGGAAGCAAUAAGUCAAUAAGUGACAUUGAAGCCGAGCAGGAUCUGAGCGUUAAUGGCGAUGCUGAAAGAGGUCUCUUCAACCUGAAAUCACGCUAUUCGCCUCAAUUAUAUGAACGGGCACAAAAAAUUCUAAGCGAAAACAACAUAAUCAAACUGGCCGACGAGGAGGAGACGAUGGAUUACCUAGCCAAUCUCGAGACACUCUUGCGAGACCUGAAGAAUAAAGCUGAUGAAGUCUCUUCAUUGACGGUGCUCAAAGAUGAGAUCAUAAUGGUGAACUGCUUGCAAAGCCACAAUCACUCUGUUUACAAGGUCAAUUCAGCUUUAGAAAAUGUUUACUACAAUAUUUAUGAGGAGCCAAGCGAUAAUGAGCAGUCGCGCUACUUGAAAACCUUGCAUGGCUUUUCCGCCACACUGUCUCCACAGGUUGUUGAAUCCCUUUCGCGUGAACUUACUGGUAUUGUCAGUGGGGAAGUGGAUACAAGCCUCACAAUGAAGGAAAAGUUCACAAGAAUUUUCAAUUCUUGCCUAAAGUCCAAUUUUGAAGUUUCCAAUUUGAAACUAUUAUUCGAUGAGCUGAGCACUUUCGACAUUGUUCCUCUUUUAAAUGAUCUAAUAGAGAAUCUGUUAGGAGGUUAUGCUGAUCACACAAGCAGUUUCAUUGACGCUCUUGCGGUUGAUGAUAUAAGCGCCGUCAUGAUCAUGGAAAGCUUGUACCAAUCAGUUACGAUUCAGAAACAUUUUGUUCUGGAGAUUUUGUUGACUUUCGUGCUGUUGGAUUUCGAUUACGACAUCUUUUCUAAAGAGUUAAACGCUUUAUUGAACUUGCAUUAUAAACAGUCGUUAACUCUCAGAUUGUAUCAAAUUGAUAGGUCACUCCUUGGAACGGAGCUUUUUUCCCAGACUACGAAAUUCAGGUCAGGCGUUCAGUUGCACUCCUACUCCGAAUGGAAUAGCUACUUGAGCCAUGCGCUAUCCAGUAUUUGGGAAGAUGCAAGCAUCCACUUACCAAAUGCCACCAAUCGUUAUUUUAUGAAAUUCUUCGAGUUUUACGUGAUUCAACAGUCGGAAAACAAUGAUAGGGGUUUCACGACCAAACUUUUCCUUCAGAUUGUUGGAUGGCCAUAUCACGUUCGUCAUAACCAAGUUCAAGAGUUUAUGUUGGCUAUGAUGAUGUUUGCUUGUAACAAUUAUGAGCAAGCGUAUGAGUACUUCCAUCUUCAUGACUAUACACAGUCCUUAGUGACAUCCUUACCGGAAUGCUUGGAGGAAUUGAAGGAUGAAAACUCAGCGAGUAUCUGGUCUCCUCUUAUACGCACAUUAGGGACGCCUCACGGUCACACUAAGUUUGAGUAUGAGCUAGCACUGCUGUUUGUCAGUCAUAACAGCCCAGAGUUUGGGUACAAAUGCAUAAAAAAAUCAAUCGAGCACACGAUGAAAAGCGUAAAGAUAGAGGAAACGAAGGAUUUCAAGUGUAAACAGUUGAAAGUAUAUCUAGAUCUCCUGGUCCACUUUAUGCUGUUUUCAGAGGCGCUGGAUGUUCUGCGGUGUAGUCAUGAUACUCUUUCAGAGGAGAUCCGGACCAGCUAUUAUAGAUCGAUGCUGCAGAAUGCAAGUCAGAGUCGAACUUUCUUUGCUACUUUACUAAAUUUGUGCUCGCAUGCAGCAAAAGGACUGUACUUGCCUGAGUCUGAUUUCCGAAUUAUUGAUCGGAUAUUGGUCUCGCAACUAGAAGACAAUGAUUGGCAGAGCUAUAAAAGACUGUACAGUUUCCGCAUAUUGAAUCAGCACGAUAGGUCUGCAGCAGAAGUGAUUUACCACUACAUGGCCUCUAUUGCGAGUGAUUUGGAGACGAAGAAGAAGUGUUACUUGAUCGUGAUUAAUGUUUUGUCAACAUUUGAUGACGACAGUGACAAAUGGCUGUUGGACGGCGGGAAGAUUGUCACUUUGCAAGAACUUAAGUACGAAAUAGCAAAUUUAUAA